Molecule: messenger RNA, 4421 nt
Organism: Anopheles stephensi (Asian malaria mosquito)
Lineage: Eukaryota; Metazoa; Arthropoda; Insecta; Diptera; Culicidae
Exons: 10
Coding region: 447-3992 (1181 amino acids)
Biological process (GO): carbohydrate transport; transmembrane transport
Cellular component (GO): membrane
Molecular function (GO): sugar transmembrane transporter activity
Source: RefSeq, a predicted model, not a curated record
GCGCGCACAUUCACAGUGUGUUGAUGACACAUAGGCAGCACGAGCGUAGCGUCCAGUACUUACGCCAGCUGAUACGGAACCGUGCGCGGGACAAGAUAGGGGCGCCUGGGCAGAAGGAAAGCGCAUCGAAGACACAGCCGGCGAGUACUAACGGGCAGGACUGGCGACUGGUUCGAACAGUCUACGAUCAGACAGGAACCCAACCGGAGGUGUGCACCAGCGCAGAGUAGACAAUCUGUCCAGCUCGAAGUGUUUGAUACCUUCAGGAAAAGUAACCGUUUUACACUAGUUACCCAGCGCAGUAGUGAAGCUAGUGAAGUGCAGUACAAAAAUACCAGUUUUUAAGUGCCUUAAGUGAUUAUUCGUAAAUUAUUUCAAACGAAUUAAAACGUGUGUGUGGUUUUUUUUCGGUAGUGAAUGCUGAGACCUUUAAGCGUCUGCUGAUAAUGGCGAAAGUCACCCAGCAACCGGCGGAAGAUCGGACCGAUCUGUCCUCCGCAGAAGACGAACACGAACAGCUGACCGCUUCCUCGAAUCUGCACUACAUACAGCCCACGUUCAUAUCGCUCAUUAGCGAAAAGCAAUGGAAGCCGGACGCCGUGCGGCAGAACGAUGGGGCGGUGUACGGUAUGAACAAGAUGACUACGAUCCUGACCAAGGAAGCCCACACGAACGGGGCCCGGAUGCAGCUGAUCAUGAGCAUACUGGCCAACCUGACCGUGCUGUCGUCCGGUAUGGGGCUGGGCUAUUCGGCCAUCACGCUCCACGCGCUUACCAGCGAGGAUAAUCCGAUGCGAAUGAAUUCUAGCCAGGCGUCGUGGUUCGCUUCCAUCAGUUCGUUCGCGUGCCCACUCGGUGGUCUCGUUUCCGGCUACCUGCUGGACCGCAUCGGACGCAAGAAGACGCUCAUGCUUAUCAACGUCCUAUCCAUCGUGUCGUGGUCACUGAUCGCCGUUUGCAGUAUGACUAACUUUGAUCUGAUGUACACACAGAUCCUGAGCGCUCGUGUCAUCAUCGGCAUCGUCAUCGGGUUAGUAAGCGCACCGGCAUCCAUUUACUCGGCAGAAAUCGCCACACCGAAGAUGCGUGGCCGCCUGACCGUGCUGACGUCGCUGAGCAUUGCCGUCGGUAUACUGCUGAUCUACUCGAUGGGUUACGUCGUGCCACACGACUUCCGACUGGUGGCCGCACUCGCCGCGGGCGUCUGUGUACUGUCGCUGGUGCUGCUGUUCUUCAUGCCCGAAUCGCCCGCCUGGCUGAUGUCGAAGGAUCGCGAAGAGGAAGCCGAACGAUCGCUCAAGAAAAUCCGUGGCUACGGUGCGUACAGUCAGCGUAUUCCGGAGGUGGAGAAAGAGCUGAUGCGCAUGCGGGACAACGUGAUGGCGCAGCGUCGUGCCGGGCAGGAAAGUUUCCUGCGGCUGCUGAAGCAACCGCAAGUCUACAAGCCGCUCGGUAUCAUCAUCGGGUUCUUUGGGUUCCAGCAAUUCUCCGGCAUCUUCGUGAUCGUUGUGUACGCGGCGAAGGUAUCGUCGGAGGCCAGCGUUUCGAUGGAUCCGUUCCUUUGCACGGUGCUGAUCGGGAUCACGCGCGUCGUAGCCACGCUGAUGGUGGCCUACAUACUGGACACACUCGGUCGCAAACCACCGUCCAUCUUUUCCGGCGUCGGUAUGCUUGUGUGCAUGUUUGGACUGGCACUGUGCAGCUACUUCCCGCCGAUCGAGCAGCUGAAGUGGAUCCCGACCGUCCUCAUACUGACGUACAUCUUUACCAGCACGCUCGGAUUUCUCACCAUGCCGUUCUCAAUGUUGGCCGAGCUGUUCCCGCAAACGGUGCGCGGUCCGGCUUCGGGCGUUACCGUGUUCUUCACCUACCUGAUGUCGUUCUUCACGAUCAAGCUGUAUCCGACGAUGGUGGAGUAUCUCGGCAGUGCGAAUGUGUUCAUCAUCUACGGUGCCGUCUCGCUGCUGGGCGUACUGUACGUCAUCUACAUUGUGCCCGAAACGAAGGGCAAGUCGCUGCAAGAGAUCGAGGAUUACUUCCGUGGCAUGUCGCACGGUUCAACGCCAUCGCAAGAGGUGGAGGAGGAUGAAGUCAGCCAUCUGUCCGCGGAGAGUGUGUGUUACAAAGAAACAGUGGAAGCGUUUAUCCGCGAAUCGAGCGUGCUUCCGACGGUGGAUCCUUGCUGUUUAGACGUUCGUGUGCGAAUAGUCGAGCUAAUCGGUCAAGGCUGUGCACUGGAUGCUGCCCAGCUGGUGGACCGUUUGUUCCCCGGCUUGCUGGAAAAUGAAUUCAGUGUAAAGUUCCAGCUACUACAGCUACAUCUGAUCGAGCUUAUCCGAGCGGGGCGUACGGAAGAUGUGCAACCGCCCGGAACGUACACAACAUACAUCUCACCACCACAACACAGCCGGGAAACGUGGGUCGUACUAUUUGGCGACACCAUGAGUGGAAAAGAUACGGCCGAGGUGGAGGCCGCCCUCCACGAGAAGUCACCGGCACCGAAGAGUCCAACGCAUGCCGUCCUUACGCAGCUUACACGCCGGGCCGCCAUCAUCCAGAUAGUGAUGGCAGUGGUGGCCAACAUUACCAUCAUCUCCUCCGGGAUGGGCAUUGGCUUUCCUUCGAUUGCUAUGAUCGAGCUGACGAACUCCACCAGCUCGGUAGUGCUGUCGGAAUCCGACGCGACGUGGUUCGCAUCCAUCACAUCGAUUAUGUGCCCGUUCGGUGGACUGCUUUCCGGCUAUCUGCUGGACAAGGUCGGGCGUAAGAAAACGCUCUACUUUAUCAACAUCAUAUCGAUCGUUUCCUGGGCAAUCAUGUCUUUCGCGAGCCGCACCGAUAGCACCACCCUCUUCAUCCAGCUAAUCGUGGCGCGUAUAAUAAUAGGCAUUGCGAUAGGCUUAUCGAGCACUCCGGCAUCGGUAUACGCGGCCGAGGUGGCCCAUCCAAAUCUUCGCGGGCGCCUAACGCUGCUGACCGCCUUCUGUACCGCCAUCGGCAUGCUGUGCAUCUACACGCUCGGCUAUGUGUUCAAGAAUGACUGGCGGUUCGUGUGCAUGAUCUGUGGCGUGUUUACCGUCGUAUCGCUGCUGACGGUGAUACCGCUGCCCGAAUCACCUAGCUGGCUGGUGAGCAAGAAGCGUAUGCCCAAGGCCGAACGAUGCCUGAAGGUGGUGCGCGCCAUCAAGGAGGACGAUCAUCCCGAGAUACGGGCCGAGCUGGAUGCGCUCCAGGACAACAUUGCCCGGUUCCGGUCGUCGCAGGAUGGCAAAAACUCGAAGCUGGAUCAGCUGAAGAAACCGGAAGUGUACAAACCGCUCGCCAUCAUGUGCACAUUCUUCUUCUUCCAGCAGUUUACCGGCAUCUUUGUGAUCAUCGUGUACGCGGCCAGCUUCUCGAUCGAGGCCGGCGUUGCGAUCGAUCCGUUCCUGAGCGCCGUGUUUGUGGGAUUGACGCGCGUGGUAACGACGGUGCUGAUGUCGUUCAUCUCCGACAAGUUUGGGCGUCGUCCGCCGGCACUGUUUUCCGGCUUCGGUAUGGCUACCUGUAUGUUCGGGUUAGCCGUCUGUGCCAUCCAUCCGGUGAGGGGCACAUCGCUUGCCUGGAUCCCGACCGUACUGCUCGUUGCAUUUAUCUUUACCGCCACGCUCGGGUUCCUCACGCUGCCGUUCUCGAUGAAUGCGGAAGUAUACCCGACCAAGAUCCGUGGUUUCGCGUCCGGGUUGACCAUCUUCUUCGGGUACACCAUGUCGUUCAUUAUUCUUAAAGUAUAUCCCUCGAUGGUGGAGACUAUCGGCAACUCGAACGUCUUCAUCCUGUUCGGUUGCCUCUCGAUGCUGGGCAUCGUGUUCGUGUACUUCUUCCUGCCCGAAACCAAGGGCCGCACGCUGGAAGACAUCGAGAACCAUUUCCGGGGUAAAAAGUCCUCCGACCUGCCGGAGGUCGAAAUGAAAACUAUGCUAAAGGCCAACGAAGCUGGACAACGCGAUUGAUGCAAUGCGGAACAGCAACAACAACAAAAAAACACCAGAAGACACACCAACGACCACCCGAACCAACGAAACAAAAAUGAACAACUCAAUGGAACCAUGAACUGUGAUAAGGCACCCGAUACAUUAACGAUGAUGUGCGCGAUUUGUUUUUCGUUGUAACCGUUGUUUCUUUGGUUUGUUAGCACGGAACGCGUUUCACUUAUGACUGCUACUUAAGCUACCGGUGGUCGCAUUCAACGACCACAUUGUACAGGGAGCACAAGAGAGAGGGAAGAGACCACAGCAUCACACGCACUGCCUGCAAAACUGAAAUAUCAGAGUUCUAAAGACGACAGGUUUAGUAAUGUCAAGUAAUGUAACGGAAGGAGGGAAACCAACUAAUCGUCCCUGCUAAUAAUAUACAAGAGACACGAAUCUUUCACUACACAA